AUGAAGGCGUGCGUACUCAUAUUAUUGGCAGCCCUUUUGGGGAUGUGCACUGGCUUCACUGUACCCCACACGAGUGUCCACCCACGAGACCUGAAGGUCGAACAGCGCAGCAUCGAGGGUAGAAUCACCAAUGGGAACGAGGCGACUGAGGGUCAGGUUCCCUACAUAGUGGGCAUCAGCCUGAACAGCAAUGGGAAUUGGUGGUGGUGCGGAGGGUCCAUCAUCGGGAACACUUGGGUACUCACUGCUGCGCAUUGUACCGCUGGUGCUGAUGAGGCUUCACUGUACUAUGGCGCCAUCAACUACAACGAACCUGCCUUUCGCCACACUGUCAGCAGUGAGAACUUCAUCAGAUAUCCCCACUACGUUGGACUGGACCACGAUUUGGCUUUAAUCAAGACUCCUCACGUGGACUUCUCCAGCCUGGUCAGCAAAAUAGAGCUUCCCAGCCUGAAUGAUCGUUACAAUUCCUACGAAAACAACUGGGCUCAAGCUUCCGGCUGGGGCGCCAUUUACGAUGGCAGCAAUGUGGUGGAGGAUCUGCGAGUGGUGGAUGUACGGGUGAUCUCCGUGUCCGAUUGUCAGGCCUACUAUGGAACUAUAACCGCCACCGACAACGUCAUCUGCGUGGACACUCCGGAUGGAAAGUCCACCUGCCAGGGAGAUUCUGGUGGCCCUCUGGUCACGAAGGAAGGUGAUAAGCUGAUCGGAGUUACUUCAUUUGGCUCCAUUUAUGGCUGCCAGUCUGGAGCACCGGCUGGAUUCACUCGAGUGACCAAUUACUUGGAAUGGAUCCGGGAGGAGACUGGCAUUUACUAUUAACCAUGGUUAAUA
Messenger RNA from Drosophila mauritiana, 834 nucleotides. RefSeq names its product serine protease 3-like. Gene Ontology annotation, biological process: proteolysis. Lineage: Eukaryota; Metazoa; Arthropoda; Insecta; Diptera; Drosophilidae. The record is from RefSeq and is a predicted model, not a curated record. Gene Ontology annotation, molecular function: serine-type endopeptidase activity. Bases 1 to 822 code for a protein of 273 amino acids. The transcript has 2 exons.